UGGUGGUGGUUGUUGUGUUGGUGAUGGCUUUUAUUCGCACACCUUAACAUCCAUUCAAAUGAGAAAACACGUUGGUCUUUUUGCAAAAACGAAACUUGAUCAUCACAGAAAAUAAACAAGGUGCAGCUCUCUUUCUCUUUCUAUUUUCAUUUGUUUGUCAGAAUUUCGAAUCAAUUUCAAUUUCGAUUUUUCUGGUAAAAUAAUCAAUCAUGAAUCAAAAAUAUUCAAGCAUUUUGCUACUAUCGAUAAUUUGGAUCUUAAUUUUCAGUUUUCAAAUAUCUAAUGUAUUUGGAAUAAAAUGUUGGGUAUGUCAUUCCGAUUCUGAUCCAAAAUGUGCCGAUCCAUUUGAUAAUAAUACGUUACCGAUAAAAGAUUGUCGUGAAGUUAAACGUACCCAUCUGUUUGAAGAUGAAACACCGUACGAAACAUUGAUACGUCAGGAUAACAAAAAACAGCCGGAAUUAAAACAGGCAACCAUGUGUCGAAAAAUUCGUCAAAAAAUUCAUGGAAAUUGGCGAACAAUUCGUGAUUGUGCAUUUCUCGGUUCACCGGGUGAAGGUACCGGCAAUGAACACAAUUGUCUUUAUCGUAAAGGCACCUACGAUAUUUAUCUGGAAUAUUGUACCUGUAAUAGUAAAGAUGGUUGUAAUAGCAGUAUAUCCAGAUUCAUAUCAUCCAAACAAAAAUGGCUAUCCUUAUUUGCAACCAUUAUAUUUCUUAUCUUUAUACAAUUGUGAAAUUCUGUCUGUUUAUCUCUUGUAAAUAUCAUUA
This is a messenger RNA of Dermatophagoides pteronyssinus (European house dust mite), 771 nucleotides long. It is a transcript of the gene crok, whose product is annotated as crooked. Lineage: Eukaryota; Metazoa; Arthropoda; Arachnida; Sarcoptiformes; Pyroglyphidae. The record is from RefSeq and is a predicted model, not a curated record. Gene Ontology annotation, biological process: regulation of synaptic transmission, cholinergic; positive regulation of voltage-gated potassium channel activity; sleep.